Messenger RNA from Epithele typhae, 3273 nucleotides. RefSeq lists its product as uncharacterized. The transcript has 20 exons. The coding region runs from base 1 to 3273 and encodes 1090 amino acids. The record is from RefSeq and is a predicted model, not a curated record. NCBI's taxonomy places the organism in Eukaryota, Fungi, Basidiomycota, Agaricomycetes, Polyporales, Epitheliaceae.
AUGUCCGUCACUCCAGUGACCCAGGACGACGACUUCGCCUCCCGGGCGUUCGCGGACGCCAUCAAGGCCAACGAUCCCGCGCAGCACCGCGCCAGCCUCGCGGCCUCACAGCUCUCGCCCACCACCUCUACAUCCUUCGGGCUCUCCAUCAGCAGCGCCGGGAUCCGUCCCUCGUCUUCUGCAUCCUCUUCCUCAGCGGUCAGCGCGGGGCGGACCCCGUCUUCGAAGGCCGGGGUUGCGCGCCCCCCGAGCCGGACGUCCGAAGUGUUUGCGCGGAGCGCGAGUCGUGCCGGGAGCGGGUUCGACGUGGGCGACAAUGUCCGAAUCGAGUCGCUCGGCUUCGAGGGUGCCCUCAGGUACUUGGGGGAGAUCGACGGCAAGCCGGGUAUGUGGGCCGGUGUGGAGCUUGGCGGCGGGUUCGCAGGGAAGGGGAAGAAUAAUGGGAGUGUUGCUGGAAAGCAGUACUUUACAUGCCCACCCAAUUGCGGUGUCUUUGUCGCAUCAACGAAGCUUUCCCCGCCACCGUUGGAUCAUCACGGCCCAUCAACUUCUGGGCGGGUCACGCCCUCUAUGAUGACUUCACUGGGCAACGGUCGGAAAACACCAUCUAUUUCCAACGGACGAGUUACCCCAUCGAUGUCGAACGGCCGAGUUACUCCCGCUGCGUCUACAGGUCGCAGAACUCCCAGCAAUCUCCAGACUCCAUCCGCUCGGCCAAGGACUUCAACUGUCACGCGAUCGGUGGUUACGCCUGGACGUACUACAACUACUGCCAAGUAUCUUGCGAAGACACCAGGAAGUCCAUCCCGUUCAAGCACAGCAACUCUUGGUUCCCCGAGACAACCUGCGAGAAACCUGGCUUCACCAACCCGAAGCACUCCAGCUCUGGGCACUAUCCGCCCUUCAAACAUUGGAAUGGGCUUACCCACUUCCACCACACCCUCAAAACCAAGAUUGCCCAGCGCAAUCGCCAUGCCCCCUCCCCCUCUCCUUCUAACACAACGUAUUCUAGCCGUUCUACUCCUGUCGACAUGCCUUCCGCAGCCAUUCAAGAUCGCAUCCCCCCGCCCCGACUCCCGCGUAUCCACCGCCGACUCCGCCAUGGCGCUCGAGAUGCAGAACCGGCUUGACGUUCUCCAAGCGCGACUCAACACCACCAAGAACGAGAACGAGCGCUUCCGCUCCGAGGCUGAGGACCUCCGCAAGCGCGUGGACGGCUCCGAGCGCGAGGCGUCGGCACGUAUCGAGUCGCUCGUAGCGGAACGCGACCAGCUCCAGCAGAAUGCGGUCAAGGUGUCGGAGCUCGAGGCCGCGGCGCGCUCGGCGGAGCGCAGCCUCAGCGAGCGCGAUGCGCAGAUCGAGACGCUCCAGCGCGCGGUCGAGGAGGCCGCCAAGGACGUCGAAAAGGCGCGCAGCGAUGGCGACGCGCGGCUCCGCGACGCGCAGAACAAACUCGAGGACAAGGAGGCUCUCGUCGCACAGCUCAAGGAGGCCGUCGAGGCGCGUGAGGGCGAACAGAGCGAGAACGCAGAUCUACUUAAGGCGAAGAAUGGGGAGAUCGCGCUGCUGGAGGCGCGGGUGCAGAAGGCAUACGCAGAGCUGGAGGAGGAGAGGAGAGAGCUUGGUGCUCAAGUGGACGAACUGAGGAAGGCGGGUCAAGAAACCAUCGCACUCUACGAAGAGCGUCUCAAUGCCGCCGACUCCAAGCGAUACGAGCUCGAAGACCUUGUUAUCUCACUCGAAGAGCAGGUCAAGGCGGCCGAACGUCCCGUCUCACCCGGUGCCGCCGCUCGUCAAGCCGAAUCCGCUGCGCAGAUCGAGAAUGAGAUGCUGCGCGGGGAGGUACAGCAUCUGCAGAAGAAGAUCUCUACGCUUGAGGACACUCUCGAAGAGAUGCGCGUUGCGAAUGAGAGCGAUGAUGCCGCGGUUCGGGAUAGGAUCAAGCGUUACAAGGACCGCGAUGAGAAUAUUCGCAAGGAGCUCACCGAUGCCCGCCAAGAGGUUGAGCGGGUGCGCAAGGCUGAAGAGAGGGCACGUUUGCGGGUGGAGGAGAUCGAGGAGGCGCUGCGUGAGAACACAGUCACGCUGGAGAACGCUCAGACAGAGAUCGAGACACUCAGAGGCGAGAUCGCGGUGAGUGAUUUAUUUCCCAGGCAUGAUGUUCUUGGCCUUGAACAAUCGCAUGUCAGAACCUCGAGGGUCUUGCCGCAGCGUCCGCGAGUAACUCGUCUGAUAAGCUCAGCGAGAUGCAAACUCGCGCAUGCCAUCGCCUCAGCCGGCGGUGCGGAUCCAGACGAGCUCCAUAUUCUGAAGGAAGACAAGGAUGUACUUCAACAAUCUCUCAAGCGGACCCAGACAGAGCUCGCAGAUGAGCGUGCAAUCGUCGAGGAGCUGCGUGUACUCGUCAAUGAGCGUUCAGUCGAGCUGGACACUCUUCGCAAGAAGCUCAACCGAGAUGGUCACGUCAACGGCGGCGAACUCAAGGCUCCGCCCUCGCCAGCUUCCAAACAUGACCUUUCCGCCGCGCGUGACGAGAUCACUGGUCUCAAACACAUUGUACAAGAGCUGCAGAAAGAGAGCACCAUCCUCAACCAGAGAAACAAGGUUCUCGAGGCCGAGAACAGACUGCUUCUCUCGGAGACAGAGCAGCUCCGCGAGGAUCUCAAGAUCCUCGAGGACGAUGUUGAGAAGAGUCUCUCCCGGGAAGAGGCAUUGGCGAAUGGCGAGCAUUCGCCACCGCCUGGGACGCCUUCCAUGGACGAUAUUCAAGCCCUCCAAAGGAGUUACAAAGAUCUCAAGACCAAGUAUGAGACCGAGGUUGAGCAACUCAAGAAGAAGCUUGCUGAUAUCGAGAUGAAGCACGCUCGCCAAGUGCAUGAUCUCAACAAAGAGAUCGGCGAGUUGGAAUCGCUUAUUGAAUCCAAGAUUUACCGUGAGGAUGAGCUCGAGGCGGAAAUUGACCGGCUCAAGGAGAAGCUCGCAAAAAGUCAGAAAAAGCUGUCCAAGAACGACCUCCCCGAGGAACCUUUACAUCGCCCAGCCUCAUCCGCCUCAACAAUGUCCUCCGUUGGUCAAUCUGGCGAAGAAGUCUGCGAGAUUUGUGAACGUCCAGGGCACGAUAUUUUCACCUGUGAUCUCCUCAAGGAAGGCGCACCACCCCCCAGUUCCGCCUCCUCGCACUUCCGAAGAGACGAGGACGAAGCUAUCUGCGAGGACUGCGAGGAGCGCGGUCACACGGCUGCCAAUUGCCCUCACUCUCUCGAUGUCUUCUGA